Molecule: messenger RNA, 7760 nt
Organism: Lytechinus pictus (painted urchin)
Lineage: Eukaryota; Metazoa; Echinodermata; Echinoidea; Temnopleuroida; Toxopneustidae
Product: SPATS2-like protein
Exons: 11
Coding region: 372-2726 (784 amino acids)
Cellular component (GO): cytoplasm
Molecular function (GO): protein binding
Source: RefSeq, a predicted model, not a curated record
GGAAAUACGUGGUACAGAAAAAAAGACGCAAAAUUUGAAACUGCGCUCCUCGCUAUUUUCAAGGCUUAUUCAUGAUUUUGAGUGUGGAUUUUGGAUGAUUUUUAAAUGGUAAGCGGAGCUCGAGCAUAUGGCGCUAGUGGGCCGUUGAGUUGUUAUCACUCGGCAGUAAUUCCGGGGGCGACAUUCAGAUUUCCGCGCAGCUCAGCGAUCGCGAGGCGCGCCAUUAAUCGCGCUACCUAAAAUGGAUUAAGGCGCGCAUGUAGCGCGCGAUCGCUCUCGCGCGCCUUAAAAUCGAGUCCCUGUAUCUUGUUCAUACAGGUGACGGUAAGGACACUGGAAUCAUACUCAUUGACGAUAGGACAAAAGCAGUAAUGACUGACCAACCAAGACAUGCACAAGAAGCUUUCAGGGAACAGAUUGCCAGAGUUCAUGAGGUCGUUCCAAGUCGGAGUAGAGAUGAUGUUGCACUUGUUCUUCAAUACCAUGAGGGAAAUGUGGAUAAAGCAAUCCAGUCAUUCAUGGAAGAUGGCGCCAGAACUGUUUUGAACGAGUGGCAGUCACAUGGCAAGAAAAGCAAGUCUGCAAAUAAGAGGAACAAGAAAAAGAAACGAGGACCAGACACACAACAUGAGAAAACGAACGGUGGUGAUGCUGGUGCAUCUAACAACCAAGGAAGUGCCAGCUCUUCAAAUCAGCCAUCCACCGCCCACUCUGCCCCACCCACCAGGCCGUAUAUCAAGCAGCGACCUCCCUCGUCCCAGCAGCCGCAGCAGCCUAGACAGUAUCAACAAUCCAACAGACGAGACAGAGACAGGGAUGGAGACCACAAUCGAGGUCGCCCCCACCCCAGGGGGCACCCCACAGAUUGGAGGGGCGGGGACGGUACCAGGCCGGGCAGACAGCAACCUACCAAUGCAGCUUCUAACCAUUCAUCAGCAGAAUCAGGUAAACAACGCCCUGAAAAGGGUCACCACUCUCACCAACCCUCGCCAUUAGAAGACAUGGCUGAGAGGUUAUUACCGGCUGAGAGCAGUGACAAGACCCAUCAUAUAGACAGUGAACUACAUUACCAAGAUGCUGCCAAAGCAAAGAAAUUAGUAGCAGUACUAGAACGUGCAACUAAGGACCUUCACAGAACGUCAAUAGCACUAACGAGACACAAAACCAUGCUGCAAGACAAACUGGACCAAUCAGAGAAGAGUAUACCAAAGUCAUUUGACGAGAUCCAGAGGUUUUUGAACGAGAGGAAACUAGCGCUAACCAAUGAAUUCUUAGAAGUCAAGCAAGAAGCGAGUGAGAUGUUGGAGGCUCGCGAGGAACAGGCCAAAGAGCUAGAAAGGAAGACCCACAGAGCAGCUACCAUGACAGAGGACCAAGUCCAUGAACUAAGAGCAGAGAUCAAGCAAUUUGUAUCUGAUCGAAAGGUUGAUGAAGAGAUAGGCAAGGCUCUGAGGUACACAUGGAAUCCAGACCAAAUUGUUGAGCUGAUCAAGAGCUUCGGUGAGGUCAUCCCCGUCCAGCAUCAUUACACCACCCGUCGUCCAUCCAUCUCAUCUCUGUCCAGUAUCAACACCAUGUCUAGGACCACUUCGGUCAGUGAGGACCAUGGUCCACUCUCUGCUCGUAGUAUCAGCCUGACAGAGAGUCAGGACUCCACCACCAUGGGCAAACCUCUGUCACCGAAGCCAGCCAACGAUAUGGACAUGAAGGCAGAGGUGGCCGAGAUGGCAGCCAAGCUACAGAGGUCCAUGACACAGGGUCGUAAAGGAGCCAGGAACCAAACAGGACCAAACGCAGACAAUCAGAAUAAAGGAGAAAGGUCCCAACAAACCAACAGAGGUCAAGGGAAAGCACAAGAUCAACAGUCACAGCCAAACCAGGGUCAAGGGGGACCAAACCCCAACAAGCAAGGUCGAAACCAGAACCGGCAAGAUAGACCUCAAAGUCAACAUGGUUCAAGACAAGGUCAGCAGGGCCAGCACCCUCAAGAUCAGAGGCCUCAAGGUCCCAGACCACAGGGUCAAAGGCCACAAGGUCAAGGUCAGAGGCAGGGUCAGCAUCAGCAGCAGAGGAACGAGUAUGAGGAGCACGAUGGACAGAGGAGGGAGAAUCGAAAUGCCAAGAGGCGACAGAACCGAAAGCAAAAGGAGCGUAACCAUCAGGAAGCAGAGGAAGUCUCAGAUCCACCCGCCCCCAAUGCCACCUCUAGCUCUGGCCUGGAGAGUAAGCCAGAAGAGAAGCAUUUAAUAGAUGAAAGGACAGAUGCUAGUGAUAAUGUGCCUGUGUCAACUCAUACAGAUGAUCCCCAACCUGCCAAAGCUCCCGAAGAUGCCGAUGCAUCGAGGGAACUUGGACAAGAAAAUGAAGAGAAUAAGCAGGGUCCUAUCGAUGAUGUUAAUGUGGAGAGAGAAGUAGAGGAGCCUCACCAUUCUAAUGAGAAAGACAGUGUGAAAGUCAAUGGAGAGAUGAAGGAAGAACCAAAGAUGACAAAUGGACCAUUGAAGAAUGGUGAUGUCAACAUGAAUGGCAACAUCAAGAUCAAUGGGGAUCUACCUCAUGUAAACGGGGACAUCAUCCCCGAAGGUGACGUCAAUGGAGACGUAGAUGAUCCUCUUCCACAAAGAGAGAUCAAGUCUCGCCGAUCACAGAAAAUUGAGGAUGUAGUCAAAGAAACGAGUGCUCUGAAUGGCGUCGCUGAUUUUGAGCAAACAGAGCGAGAAAAUUGAGUAGCGUUGAAAGUGGAUAGAUUGGAGGUAACAUAAGCAGUUGAUCAAGUCUAGGGGAGUAAAUUCCUAAUCACUUUAGGAUUACUCCAAAGUAGAUGAUAAAUUAAUUGUAUUGCAUGUUUAUUAGCAAUCCAGCUAUGUACUUUAAAUGCUGAUUCGAUUAUGAAAACAAAGGAUUUGAAACAUGCUAGUUGCAUUGAUAUUCAGAGAUUGUCCUCUUGACACACCUCUCAGUGCCAAAAGUUAAUUAAAAGAUUAUUGGUGAUAGCUUUUAAUCUCGUGAAAAUACACUGCUUUUUGGGAUCAAAGAAAAGAAUGAAAAAAAUAGUACCGUAUCACUGCUUUGUUGGAAGGCACCUUUUUCACUGGUGUCAUUGCUUAAUCCGUUCCAGUAAAUACAAACUUAAUUUUACUUCAUUUUUUUACUUUGAAUGUAUUCCAGCCAAUGUUUACUAGGGCCCUCGUAACAUAAAGUUUAGUGAUUGGCCAUAGGGCUGAUUUCUAUGAUUGAUUGCAUUGAUUAUUGUGUAUGAUCAAUCGCAAAAAUCAGCUCCACAAUCAAUCACUAAGCUUCAUGAUACAGGGCUCCAGACACUUCAACUUACAAGUCUUUCAAGUUUUUAAACGAUUCCUUACUUGUACAGUCCAAGUGUGUUGACCUCAAUAUAAUCAAGAUAUUUGGGACGUGGUUCCCUCGCUGCGCAUCUGUAGAAACCCUUCCAACCAUCAACUUACACACAUGCCUUUUCUCGUUUAUAGACAUUUUUUAGAAAUCUGCUAUCAAUGUAUUUUCUAUUAAAAAUCAACACCCUGCAUGUAUCUAUGAGUGCAUUAUUAUGAAAAUUGAAGUAAAUGUAGCAUGCUGCAAUCACUAUCAUAGUACAAUAUUUUUUCCUCUUUUUUUUCUAUGCAUUUUCAUCUCUUGUUCAUGUUAUGAAAUGCUUUGAAAUUGUUAAAACUCUUUGUUUUUCUCAGAAUUUCUGUUACUCUUAUAUGAGUAAUAUGUAAUCUCAGAUGGUUUAUUUUUGCAUCCCUCUUUUUCAUGAUGGUGUAAGAAUUUAUAUUUUAGUUUAGUCGUUGUUUUUAAUGAUUAGUUAGAUAUUAGAGAGAUUAAUUAUUUAAUGGGACAAUUGUGGCUGAUUUCUUGUUAAUGUUCAUUGAAAGUCCAUGUGUAUUUUUUUUUAUAUGUGAAGAUAUAACUGAGCCAAUUUCAGGGGAGUCAAAGCAAGAUAUAUAAUAUACAUAAAUAUGUUUGCUUUCUCAAAUCUGAUUGUGUUCGUGAUGGCUUAGAAACUAAUUAAGGUUUUCAUCAAUAAAGGCUUUUCAAUCAAAGUAAGAGAGAUGAUGUAGUUGCCAUUCAUUGUUUCUUGUAAACUAGUAAUAUGCGCAUACCACAUCCUCCAAGUUUGUUGCCAAAAAGGUUUAUUUUAUUAUGUGAAUACCAUUAAACUAAAGUAUGUGAAAUGAUUAGUUACAGGUUCAUAAUAUAUUUUUAUUUUUCAAAAGGUAUACAUUUAUUCACUCAUUUACAUCGAGUUUCAUAUUAUUUUCUAAACAAUGAUAUUGAAAAAGAAAUCUGCUCAGGUAUACACAAUGUAUUAGUGUAGAAAACAGUAUACAAUACCAACAAUACUUGUUUCUAUUUUGUAAUAUAAAUAUUGAGGAUAUCAUCCAAUGCUGUACAGAGAGAAAAUGAUAUAUAUAUAUGAUACAUGUAGUUAGAAUGAUUGAUAGGCGAAUAGGGAUUUAUGACAGGUGUAGUAUGACUUGGCACGAUAAAGUUUUAAUGUUUCAUUGUUUUGACACAACUGUGACUAUUCUGGAAGGACCUAUUUUUGUAAGGAAAUUCAUUAAAAAAUAUAUAGCUUGGUGGAAUUCACUGAAUUUAUCACUCCUUGAUUAUUGUUUUCUUUUCAUGUAAACUGCUGACAGAGUUGGAAAGGUCACUCUUAUGGAGGCGUGAUAGCCCAGUAUGGAGAGUGGUGGAUUUGGAUUCCGGUGACCCGGGUUCAAUUCCCACUUGGUACUCUAGUGCCCUUUGGUAAGGCAUUUAUCCUCAUAACCAGGUCUCUCAGAAAGGACCUUAAGCCUUUGGUCCUCUGGUUUCUUGCUUACAAGCAAUAAUGCUUUCUGAGCAAUCAGGUAAAACAAGAAAUCACCACCACCACUGAAUGAUAAGAUAAUAAGAAUAAUAAGAUGCUAUAUCCAAUAGUAAAGAUUGGAUUGGAAUUUAUAUCUGCCGCAUGAAUGAUAUAAUUGUCUUUUUUGUUUCCUCUGAGUUUGCACUUUUAGUUUUAGUUUUGACAUGUGUUAACCAACGACAUGAAUCUAUUCACACACAGUGGUCAAUGCACGUCAGCACACAAAUAUUCUGACCAGCACUCAAUGUGAUAUGAGGCCCACUUGGCUUCUACUUGUUUUUUUUUUGUGUGACAAUGAGAACAUUGUGGUUUUGAUACACACACUUGAUAUUGGUCCAGGCCAGCAAAUUCAUUGAGAAUCAGUUUAUCAUCUUAUUGGUUGUCAAAUUACUAAAUUUCAAAAACAAGAAAUUAAUGUGUCAACACUGUUUCUGUGUAUUUGAAGUGUGACAAAUGUCCACUUUUACUACAGCAGACUCGUUGCAUUGUCAAAUUACAACAUAUUUCUAUGCUGUAUGAUUUAAUAUAACUCCGACCUGACCAAUGCCAGGGUUACCCCAGGGCCAGGUUUCAUAAAUCUUGUUAAUAGUAGAAAAUGCUAGAAACCAAUGGAAACUUUGUUUUUUAUCAAAAGUUGAUCCGUCAAAUUACUGUAGAUGAUUUAAGUAGCCUGAAACAGUACCUUAUAGCUUGCUAUGAAUGGUAAGCUUGGUGAAAGAGGGCCCUGAACAAUCAAGACAAUGAACAUGUUCCUCCAGCAUCAUAUUUCUGUAUAGCAAAUGUUUUACAUUCAAAAUUUGUAAUUCCUUUCGUUGGAGUUUCUUAGAGCAAGUGAUGUAUAUCAUUGCAGUGUAUUUUGCCCUUUUUGUUUUAAGAUUGUUUAAUUUUAGGAUUGCACAAGGUGUGUCCAUUGAAUUUUUAUGCAUAUAAGCAUUCCCAAUCCAUUGUUUUGUCUAUGUAGAAAUUGGAGGAUUAGAUUGGAAAGAAGCCGGGUAUGAAUCAUGCCAUAAGCUGCUACAAAAAGAGAUUCAGACUUUUGUAGGGGUACCUUAACCAUUGUGAAAUUCAAUGGGAGUGAAAGUAUGGAUUCCUAUUGUUGGAUAGUCAUUGGAAUAUAACGUGAAUAGAACUGCCACAAUUAACUAUGAUGUGAAAUGUAUGACCGCAUUCAAUUUUUUUUUUAGAUUACAUAUAUGUCAUACAUUUUUUUCCCUCUCAUUUGUUCUACAUAUUUUUUCUUGCUGACUUUGUUGUUCUAAAGAAAUGGUAAGUCUCGAUGAUGCCUUAACAUAAAGACUUGCAUGCAAGCAAUUAUAAGUUUGAAACAACAUUCUGAUUGGUUGUUAGUGAGAGUUUUGAACAAUGUCUUAUUGCAACAGUAGUUGUGAUUGGCCAUUUUAUUGCCAUUUUACAAUUAACUACAAACAUAUGUUAUAGUAGCCUGAAUAGGGCAAGCAAAGUCUCUGUUGCAGUUUCACAUAAAGGUACAUGAGGAGUAGGGACAGUUGGUAGCUCACCGUAUGGAUUUAUAAACUAAAUAUUAACUAGAUUGUUUAUUAUCACUGUGUUGGAUGACGGAUAUUUUCAUUUUGGUAUCAUUUCAAGUACAGGAGCAAUAUUCAGUCCAUACAUUCCAUUUUAUAUCUUGUACCGAUGCCUUUUUAAGUCUCAAUAUUAUUCACGAUGUUCCUUGUUUUGUAGAUACAUCCUAGUUAUAGUUUAUAACGUUACCAAAAAAAAAAAAAUCAUUUUUCCAAGUGAAUUAUUCAUUCUCUUUCUAUUUUGUACUUAACUCCCAUUCAUAUUUAGUCUUGUAUUAUAUCAAUAUUAUCUUGAAAUUCAUAGUUGUUUGCAAAGAUUGUUCCUAUCUUUCUCCAUAGGAAGUCUUGCCAACAUAUUUACCCUCAUGAAAAAAAAUAUUGUUGAUUUUCUGUCCAUGUAAAAAGCAUUGAUGUACUUUCAAUUUUUCAAUAUUGUCAGUUAAAAUCAUUGUUAUGCCAGACCUUUCAACCAUUCUGAAUUUGAAAGAAAGAAUAUUAUUUUUUACCAUCCACAGCUCUGUUUUAGAUAAGAUUUCCUAUUUUUUAUAGUGUUCAUGUGCACUCCUGUGGGAAAUUGCAAUACCUUUCCUAUUUCUGGAGCAAAAUCAUCUUUAUUUCUCAUUCAGAAAGGUUGGGAGGACUGGUUAUACAGAGCCACAGCAGGGACCGCUUAUUUGAAUUCCUCUUUAUGACAACACAGUCAAUAUGUUCUUGAUAUAAUCAAGGAUUUUUAAUGUUGCUUUCAGUGUGAGAAGUUUCAAUGUAUCGUAAUGAGAAAACCUACUUCAACAAAGUGCCUUGAAAGACUUAAAACGUGAGAUAAUUCACAUCUUGAAUUUUUGUACAAGUUUUGAACACCUUUGGAUGUGGCCUUUAUUUUCAUACAAUCCAUUUUCUAAAAGUAUCCAAUAACAAAUAGACUUCUGAAUUAUGUACAUUAGCUCCCAGAAGCUUUGUACUUGUUUCCAGACGAUGAUGGGUUAAGUGUCAGGCACAAAUCGUAUGAAUUUCCCUUUCAAGGAAUUUCCAGUUUUUAAUUUAUGUUAAUUAAUGUACUUACUAUAUAAUCUGUUAUAUAUUUCUAAGUAAUCGGAAUAAAGAGUACUCAAGUGUUAAAUAUAUAAAUCUUUUUUGUUUAUUUGAAGUAUAUAAAUGUAUAGUACUUAUGUUAAAGAAAGCCAUACUAUGUGUUAUAUCAUUUAUCUCAGAUUGUAAGAUAGAUCUUUGUAUUAUAUUUAAAUUGUAAAUUUCAAUUAUAUAUUUACUUUAUCAUUUAAGUUGAUGACAAAUUGUGUUUGUCUGAUGUGAGCACAGAUGUUCAGCCACUGCCUAUUUAUAUGAAAAAAAAAUAA